AUGUUUGCAACUGAACAUCUGGUGCAAAAUCUCAACACUAAUAUUGAUGCUUUAUUAAAGAUUGUCUCCAAAACAAUCACAAGAAAAGCUGGUAUUAUAACUCUCUCGAGCGCUAUAGCGCUUGCAUUUUUAUAUUCAACUAUUCAGAAAUUUAUUCAGCCCUCCAAGAAAUUGAGACAUCUACCAUUCAUCAGCUAUCUAACAUUUUUAAGAUAUGUCUUCAAAGACGCUUUGUUAGAAGCAUAUUCAAAAGAACAAAUCUUGCCCCUAAUGAAAAGGUCCAAUGGCGUUUACGUAAGGCCGACUGUUCAAGGUUGGUCAGUCAUGUUUGCCAAUCCAGUUGCAGUAAAGCAACUUUUGUUAAAACCAGAAAGCAGCUUUCCCAAGGCGCUAUCAAAUGUAGGACUACCUGGGACACUCAUUAACAAAUUCAUUGGCGGACCCAGUAUUCUCAGUGUCAGCGGACCAGACUGGAAAAGACAUAGAAAAAUUGCAAAUCCUGCCUUCCAACGGUCUAUGCCAAUUACAACCUUUGGUGAACUCACCAUAAAGAUGUUUGAGGUCAUAAACAAAGAACCAGGUGAUACAAUUGAUGUGCUCGACCUUUUUGAGAGGUGGACACUUGAUGCUAUAGGAAUCACAGGCUUUGACUUUGAUUUCAAUGCACUUGGUGACAAGCACAACAAAUGGGUGGAUUAUUAUGACUCUGUUAAAGGCGGCAUGAGUAAUCCCUUUUUUAUCUUUUUCUAUCAAUUUGACACCAAGUACGUCCAUCUUUUCAAAAAGAGAAAAGAACUCCAUGAGAAACUCGAUAAAUUCUUGAGUAAUUUGGACGACAUCAUUAAUCAAAAACGAGAGCUUGUCCGGCAUAAUAUAUCAAAGACUACAGAUAGUGAGAGGGAUCUGUUGACUUUAAUGAUUGAAAGCGAAAUGAAUGAAGAGGGCGACAAAAUGUCGAAUGAAGAACUUCGUAGUAAUUUGUGUAUAUUUUUCCUUGCGGGCCAUGAUACGACAGCCAAUACAUUAGCAUUUGCACUUUAUGAACUGGCCAUGAAUCCUGAACUGCAAGAAAAGGCAAGAGAGGAGGCAAUCAGGGUUCUUGGUGACAGUCCUGCAGAUGCCAUACCAACUCUCGAACAAACUAAAGAAUUAAACUUCCUCAAUAUGGUUAUUAAAGAAACUUUGAGACGACAUCCUCCUGUUUACAAUAUUACCAGCCGAGUAGUCUUAGAAGACAUGGAUAUAGUGGGCAACUUCAUUCCCAAAGGAUCUGAAGUGACUGUGGAUAUAUAUAAUCUACACCAUAACCCUGAGGUAUGGACUGAUCCAUACAAGUUCAAUCCUGACAGAUUCUUACCUGGUGGUGAAGCUGACAGCAAAGAAGGCAUUGUCUGGGCGCCUUUCUCUAAUGGAGGGCGUCAAUGUAUUGGCAUGAAUUUCAGUUUAGCCGAACAACGCGUAGUGCUUUCAAUGCUAUUGAGAAAAUACACGUGGUCGCUUCCAGAAAACUCACCUCACAAAAAGGUUCUGCAGAAGAAAGGUAUCGCUUGGGGACUGGUCAUUAUGAGUGAUAAACUUGACCUUAUCUUUAAAAAGAGAUACUAG
This is a messenger RNA of Mycotypha africana, 1605 nucleotides long. RefSeq names its product cytochrome P450. The coding region runs from base 1 to 1605 and encodes 534 amino acids. The transcript has 9 exons. The record is from RefSeq and is a predicted model, not a curated record. Lineage: Eukaryota; Fungi; Mucoromycota; Mucoromycetes; Mucorales; Mycotyphaceae. Gene Ontology annotation, molecular function: oxidoreductase activity, acting on paired donors, with incorporation or reduction of molecular oxygen; iron ion binding; heme binding.